Symbiodinium necroappetens is the source of this 1112-nucleotide messenger RNA. The record is from the annotation of a GenBank genome assembly. Lineage: Eukaryota; Dinophyceae; Suessiales; Symbiodiniaceae.
AUGAAAACAGGAGCUUCCCGUUUUUGGCCGAGGCCCCACAGCAGCGAGCGCUUCGAAGCCCUCGGCGCAGCGCUGCGCCGAGGCCGCCUGGUGGCUUUCCCCACGGAGACGGUGUAUGGCUUGGGAGCCAAUGGUUUGGACCCGGAUGCGGUGCUGCAGAUCUUCGAAGCGAAGGGUAGGCCACUGACAGAUCCCUGCAUCCUGCACGUGUCCAAGGCUGCAGAUGCGCAUGCGCUUCUGGACCUGGAUCCGGAUGCCAGGGCUGUCUUCGACGUGCUCACGAAGGAGUUCUGGCCGGGACCCCUCAGCAUCGUGGGCCCGGCUCGCCCAGUGGUUCCUCCGCAGGUGACGGCCAGCACUGGCUUCGUGGCGGUGCGCUGCCCGUCCCAUCCCCUUGCAAGGCAGUUGGUCGAAGCCGCCGGUAAACCACUGGCAGCGCCUUCUGCCAAUCGCUUCGGCCAUAUUUCGCCGACGCUUCCCGACCACGUGCUGCAGGACUUGCAGCACGUGCCCUUCCUUCAGAUCCUCGAUGGCGGACCCUGCAAUGUUGGCAUUGAGUCCACCGUGGUGAAGCUUGACCUCGCAAGUUCUGCGAAAUCACUGCUGCUCUUGCGGCAAGGCGGUGUACCGCGCGAGCGGUUGGAGUCUUAUCUGGCGGAGUGCUUUCAACGCGGAGACCUUCAGGAAAGCAUCUCUGUGGUGUCCAUUGCGCGAAAGCCGAGGUCGGACCCAGUGGUCAAGCCAGAUGACGAGGCGCAAAUGGCACCUGGCAUGCUCUUGAAGCAUUAUGCACCAUCUGUGCACACCGUGCUUCUCUCACCCAGCUCUUCGCACGAUGGCGGGCUGGAAAUACCCAGCCCGCCGCAUCGAAGCGUGCUGAUUGACUUUGGUGGAAGACAAGCGGAUCACCACGGGCUCUUCCUGAAGGUUUACGAGCUCUGUGAAAAGGAUGGAACAGCUGGCAAAGGGACAGCUGAGGACGCCUGCAGGCAUGUUUUCGCCACUCUGCGAGCUGCAGAAGCGUAUGCAAUUGCGGAGAAGGUGGAGCUCAUCUGCGUUGCAGAUUUCGAUCCGGAAGGCUUGGGAGGAUACGCUGAGGCUUUGCACGACAG